UGCUCUUCCCUUGUUCUACGUAAGUCCUCUCCAUUGCUUCACAUCACAGAGCAAAUCGCUUAGUGAACUCUAAUUUUUGGACUUUUAAAUUUAUUACAUUUAGCAAUAGCUUGUGCUUAGGCAAAAACAUGACCAGCUUCAAGCAAAAGCUUAGUAAAAAGACAUCAGGGCAGAUUAAAAUCUUAUGUAUCGCAUUGAAACAGGGGUGUUACAGUAUAGCAUGUCGCUAAAAAGGAAAUACCGUCAAGAGAAAAUAUAAAUGUUUCCUGAAAAAGUGUGUUUGGCUGCGGUGACAAUAAUGAAUUCAUAAUUUUGAUGGUUUUGGAGUACUCGCGUGUAUAUUUAUUCUUUCCUACAAAGUCUCUGAAAAUUCAAUGCAAACAAAUCAACGCAUGGGUAUACCUUUUUGCCUCGCAUUCACUUUUUAAGCUAAUUUAUUUGUUUGCGCUUUUAUCAGCCGGCCCUUAAACCGACCGGCCCUUCGGGCGAUCGCCCGAAAAGCCCGACCAGCCAGUCCGCCUCUGGAUUCAUGUUGUAUUUUAAUACAGUUACGAGCACAGUGCGAAGAGAGUGAUUUUCGUGCGUCACAGACGAUAACUUUGUGGUCAACAAAACAUGCCCGGCAUACUUAUCAAAAACUUACCACUCUUUCUUACCAUAAAUUCAUCUAGACGACACUGCUUAGGCUAUGUUCACAUUGCUCCGUAUUCGUUUUUAUCUGUUUUCAUAUCGAUCUGUUUUACCUAUUUACACUGCUCUGGGUACAUUUGACAACGGUGUGAAAAAGAUGAAGCGUUCACAUUGCUCCGCUCCGGAUAAAAAGGAAAACGCCACGAACUGGUUUACAGACCUUGCUAAUAAACUUUUCAAUCAAGUCACUGCCACUAAUAUUCCUCCAAGUAGUGUAAUAACUUCGAGUGAAUCAGCCAUGUUAAGAAAAGUUGUUCAAAUUGGCGCGGUCUAAACAUCUUGCUGUGGUGUUGUUGUUGUUAUCAGUUUCUAAAGUAUCCGUUUUCGGCGUUCACACUGCGAAUUACGUUUUCGAAAGUCUCCGUUUUCAAAAGUCUCCGUUUUCAAAGUGCGUUUUCAAAAGUCUCCGUUUUUAAGGUGGAGCAGUGUGAAUGCAAGGUGAAAACGGAUACUUUUUUAUCCGUUUUCAUUGGAAUCCGGAGCAGUGUGAACUUAGAGGGUUAAAAAGGCUUGAAAAAGAUUUGAUAGAACCUGCCGCUCUUACACGGUCAGAUUUUGUCGAAUUCGAUUAUGUCGAAUCUAGUUUUGCUUCAGAUUUGUCGAAUCGAAUGCCCCUUUUACACGAUCAGAUGCCUUGAAGUUCUUUUGUUAUCAUUUGUUUUUUCCUGUACUGGAUUUGAAUGUAUUUCAGUAAAAAAAGGCUUGCUGGAAUUGAAAACUCGCGAUAAAUAAAUACCACUUUAAACUGAACUAAUGACAUAUGGGGUGCCUCAAGGUUCAAUCAUUGGGUCAUUCCUAUUCAUCAUGUUGAUCAAUGAUGCUCCCCUGGUAUUGGACCCAGGGGGGUCACUUGAACUUUUAAUACAGAGGGGGGUCGUCUAAUAGGUGUUGCCCGAUGGCAGAAUCGCUAUUAGAAAUGAAAUAACGGUUCAGGUUUAAGCAGGAUUGACAGCGAAUAAGAUUAUUAUUAUUACUAUUAUUAUUAUUAUUAUUCUUGUUAUUAUUAAUAUAACUGUUGAGCAUCGCAACGCCAAGACGCGUUUGUUCAUGAUUAACUUUGAACUUCUUUUUGUCUCGCAUUACGAAAGUAAAAUACUACAAAAUCUAAAUAUUGUUAGUAAUAGUGUUGCAGAUAAGACAUUUAUAAGAUGCUUGUAAAAGCUAGUCGUAUAGUCGUAUAGUUGUAAAUUUAAAAUAUAUUCAAUAAAAGUGAGAUGUUUAAAAAAAUUAUUAUUAUUGUUAUCUGCACGUUGUGUGCUGGAUGAAAAUUGUACCUCGACCAAGGCCGCUACACGUGGCGCCAUAAUUCUGCAUUAAAUUUUCUAGCCACUUUUUUCACAGCAAUGGAUCUUUUCUCUACGUGAAUUAGCUAGGCUUUCUUUCCCCUUCUAUCAUAACUGGAGACCAACUGCGUCCUGACUCACUUCUCAAAACCAAGGGAAAAUGUCAGUACGUUUUAAAUCUAACAAUAAGCUUAGAAACAAAUCUCAACUGCAAUACAAACAGAAAGUCAGAUAAAUUUGCCACCCUCAUACCUGACUUAAAACGUCAGUUUAAAUCAGUUUCUUUUGUCAAAAUUUUCAUCAGUUCACUUGCUUUUUGGUAACUCCUGUAGUUUUUCCAUCGACAUUUGCGACUCUUUGCCAAUUUAUCAUCAACAGAAACGCUAUAUAUCUCAUUUUAACGUUUUUCUUCAUUACUACGAUUGUAUUAGUUUUAUUUUGUGGAAACAGGCUCGCCAGAUACAAAUCACCUAUGUUAUAGUGAGAUUUGUAAUUGUAGUUUUAAUUGGAAUUCUAGAUGAAAAGUUUCAUUUGAAAAAUCUCAACUUUUUUUCAAAUUUUGGCCAAUGUCUAGUCUUUUGACCAAAAAUCUUUUUCUAGAAAAAUUUUCUGUUAAAAAGUUGAAGACGGCUACUCAUAGAUGAGGGUGUUGCUUUCCAUUGCUAUCCAUCUUAUUUUUCAUUAAGCUCUAACAAAUAAAAAAUGUAAAUAAUAGGCGUAAAUAGUUUUUUGGCCGCAUUUAAAUGGGUGCACUUUUUUCUCAAUUAGAAAGGUGACCACAUAAAAGAAAACCUCCUAGCUACUUUUUAAGCCUGGUUCAUAAGUGUGAAGCAAAAGCUGAAGCAAGCGAAGUAGGCAUGCGCAGUAAAAACUUUUUGGAUGAAGCAGAGCAUGCAGCAAAAUGUGAUUACAAACUUCCAUACCAAACAUACUCGCAGCCUGACAAUCGAUGUCGGUCGAGAGCGGUCAACAGGCAAGUGGAAACUGUUCUGUCGACCCGGAUUAUCGAACACUUUCGUUUAAAUUGAAACUGGCCGUAAUUGAAAUUGAAACAAGCAAAUUAAGGUUACGGUGAACGUUUUCUGGAUGAAAACAUCCCUUUUUCGAUUUUUUCGCAUUCAAGUAGCUGAACUUUUAAGGCACACAAUGACAACAAAUUUGAAACAAACAGAAAUUUUGAAAAUGGAAAAUAUCCCAUGUAAACGAAGGUUUCCAUAAUUUCUUUUUCAGAACUUUUAUUUUGAGGCCUGAAAAUCUCUUGACCUGUUAAGCCGAUUAUAAUUGCUUUGCGGUUGUGGUCACAUGUCUCGUUUACAGUAUCGCAUGGCACAUCCAUGUAUCCAAUGUACGGCUGUGUUUAUAUAAAUAGGCUUACUGAUCUUGAAGCUUCAAGUGACUUGACCCGGAUUACACUGUGGUUUACGAGUGUAUUUCCUUGCGAGCUGGAUCAGAUCCCGUUUUCUACGGACUUUUAUAAGGUUAUAUCAUAGACCACCUCGUUGUUUAUGUAUGAUUCGCCUGAAGGCAAUCAGGGAAAACUAUACUUUUACAUCAGAUUUUAUAAAUUUGCUUGCGCGUGUUUGAACGGCUUACUUCAUUCCUUGCUUCAUUCAAAAAGUUUUAACUGCGCAUGCCUACUACGCUUGCUUCAGCUCUUGCUUGACAUGUGUGAACCAGGUUUAAAGGCUGAUUUCCACGAGGCGAAUUUCGCAUCGAAAUUGUCUUUUGAUUUCCACGAGACUGCGAAUUCACUGCGAAAUUAUAUAAUGACUUCCCCCAAAACUUAACUUUAAGGCGCCCAUUUUCAUAACUGCACGCAUGGAGAAUGUUCCAAGAUUGUUUUCUUGCAAAUCAAAUGCAAAAUCAAAACUGCGCAUGCCUCGAUGCCUUCAUCGGCGAUUCGCCGCGAAAAUCGCCUAGUGGAAAUCAACGGUCUUUCUUAUUUUCCACAAAAACCUCGUAGCAUGCCACAUAAAAAGCAAAUAUCAAUUUACAUAACACUACGAUAUGUCCCUUUUCUGUGACGUUACAUUGCACGACCAUUUCACAAUCGAACGCACGCAGGGCAGGAAUAUUUGACUACACGUUUUUAAAAGAACAACCCUUAUAAGAAAAAUCAUGCAGAAAUUUGCCCAAAAAGUAAAUAAGAGCAACAUAUGAAUCAAGGCAGGCUGAAAUUCAACAAAACUCAAGAAAUAAAGUAGCAACUGAAAAAUAAAUUGAAAUUGGAAACAAAAACUAACAAAUAAAAUAAUAUCAAUUGAACAACAGAAAGCGAUUAGCGAAAAUCUGGACAGAGGCUUAGAUUACUUUAUCAGACAGACAAACUACUACGCUAAGGAAAUUCGAUUACAAAAAUAUGAAACAAAGAAGCAACACGCCAGGCAGAAAUUAUGGGAAAAUUAAGAAACGCAAAGAUGACAGGGCCAAGUGCUCUUAAAGAUAAGCAUGGAUUAAAAAAAUAUCUGUUUAUCUUAUUUUCUAUUUGCACGAAACAUAUAUUUUUGCAAAUUUUUAUUCAUGAUAUAAAUAUAUCAUAAUACUAAAUACAAGAAUACCAUCCAGAGGGUCUUCUUAAUGCCUUUCAUCUAUUUCCAAUUCCUAAUCCCAAGAAGUUCAGAGAGAAAUGUCAUUAUCUUCAUUUACACAAAGUACUUUUCAGGCUAUUCCAACCCUGCGUAAUUUUUCAUCUGCUCCGGCAGGUCAAAGAACUUUCAACUUUGCACCUGAUUAUAUUCAAAAUUGAGUCUCGUAAUCAACGCAAAUCAAAUUGAGCAUCGUAAACAAUCUUGAAUAAACAAAAAUAUUCUUUCAUUUCUUGUCAUAGUAUAAAAAAAUACCCCACAGAUGAAACGUUGUAUUGUUUCCCAAUCAUUUCUUGUCCUGGUCAAUCCAAACUUCCGCUUUGACGUCACGAAUACACAACAAAAGCCAGUGGUUGUCAGAGGCAAAAAACAAACUGCGAUGGUAUUGUGUACUCAAACCGAUUACUAUUCUUUUCUGCCGAUGCUGCUUCAGUUAUGGUCAUUAAAUCUUUAAUGCUGAGAGAUAAUGCUAUUACGUUUUCAAAACAGAUGCUCAGGAUUUGGUAAUGCCGUGAGGGUUUUUGUCUACGAUUUUGCAAGUUCACGGACACAGCAUAGUUGAAGGCUGGAUUCAACAAGUACUGUUGCUUUUGCCUUACUGGUUGACAAGUCAAGUACGAUAAACGAGCCGAGCAGCCAUGCCACAAGAAUCACAAAACUCGACGCCUCCACUUAAACCCUACGAUCCGUUCAUCGAGCAACCGAUUCCUACGGCAGUAGGCCUAUUUACCCUAGCAGCUAUAAUCCUUACGCUCAACCUCGUUGCCAUUAUGGUAUUCAUCAAAAAGCGCAAGAACAAGCCUCCUGUCGAUUUCCCGCUACUCAGUCUCCUUAUCGCAAACGUUCUUCAAGGUACACUCACGCUUCCGGCGUACGCGUUGAAAAAAAUUAACGCUUUCGGGGACUAUGAGCAAGCGAUCAUUUGCGACAUUUAUCGCUUCUCAUUUUUCGUUUGCGCCCAUGCAUCGAUUAUGAGUCUUCUUGCCAGCAACGUGGAUCGCCUUAUAGCUCUUGCGUACUCCUUGCGUUAUUACGAGAUUGUUACUACUUUUCGAAUAAAAAUAAUCCUCUUCGCAACUUGGAUGUUCGUAAUUGCGUUUGAUUCGGUGCCGCUGUUUUCAAAAAAGCAAAACAGAGCUUGUCAUUACGUGCCAACGAAAACUUGGAGCGUGUCGAUGCACAUCGUUAUGAACAUUAUCCCCUUACCGUUGCUCCUUGUUGGUUACAUAAUUACGAUUCGUAUCGCCUAUCAGCAUGCGCGAAAGUUGAGAAGAUCUUUGCGAGAAAAGGGCGUAAGCCGAAAAGAGAAAGUAAAAGCUAUUUGCAGGAUCCGCGCAACAAAGAAAGUGUCUCUGAUCAUUGGAAGUUAUUUCAUUUGCGUAGGCCCUGCAUGUGUUUACUAUUUGCUGGAAUGGCUCUGCGUUAGUUGUUUUUCCAUUGGCUACAAACUGUACCGUGAACAGUAUCUGCAUUUCUUUCUCAAAGUGUUGGUUAAUAUCAAUGCGAUCAUUUCUGCAAUAAUUUUUUACUGGAAUAGCAAAGAUUUUAGGCGUUCUGCUAGAGACAUGUUGGGCGGGAGGGAUUCGACGAAAAAUACAAUGGAAUAUAACGCCAGCAUCACUGCAGACAGACACAACUUAAUAACUAAUGAGGGAAAUUGUGUCGCUGGUUCAGAUCGCUCUGCGGCGAAAAAAUCAAAAGACAAAAGUGGUUCUUCUUCAAAUGGAAGUUUACUGUCAACUGAAAACAAUGAUGAAAAAGAGAGGAGUUCCUUGAUAAUAGAUGGGAAUCAAGAAUUGCAAAAGAAUUCACCAAAAAGCUGGUUUAAGAGGAAUUUGAUUAAGAAGUUCGUUGAGAAAAAAGACACACCCGGGGUUCUUUUAGAAGAGCUGAAUUGACUGUUUUGACCAGCAACUCACACAGACAAAUCAAAGAACAAUGGAAACUUUGCUCACAUAAUUAGCGGUGAACUCGCAGAGUCUUUCAGCUAAAACUUAAUCUCUCCUGUUUGGAAAAGACUCGCGGACCAGGUGAAAUAGCUCGUGGAUAGUGAAAAAAGAAAAUUGGAUGAGGCUAUAAUGACAUUUUCUCAAGACGUAUAGAACAUAGCACGAUAUUCGUUUAAAAUAAUACUUAAAAUCUGAUUAGAUGAUUCGUCUUAAUCGGGUUAUCAAUAAGCUUGAAUAACUUGAGUAGUUCAACUCACCGUAUGUGAUGUGAAUGCCUGUUAUGUUAUUUACACCCCAUCAUCUUUUCCUGAUUCGCUUUAAAUUAGCAUGACCUAACAAUGCCAAACAUUAGUUAGAGAAAAAUAAAAUUCAUUUAAAAUUUCAAUUGACGGAAAGUACGUUCAUAGAAAGCUGUUUAGCAAAGGAACAAGCUCUCAAAGGGUGGGGAAAAUGAUAGUUUUUCUCAUGAUUUGUAUGAAAGUUUCGGCACUGCAUGUCGAAAAUUUAGAGAAAAAUUAAAUGCCUUAAAGUGUCUAUGCAGCGAAAUUUUAUGUCCUGCUUUUUUCCCAUCUUUUCUGAUACGUUUGACACCAAAAUUGUCAUGAUUUGACCAGUGAAAUGUAUUUAAUCAGAUUUUGAAAUUAGGUAGUACUUGCGAAAACCAAGGGCAGUUUAUGACGUCAAAGUGAUGAGUCUGGUCGACAGCAAUCAGGAAACUGCGGUUGUACAGAAUAUAUUUUAGUGGGGAAGAAAAGCAAAAGAAUUGUGCAAAUUGUGAUACAAGCACAAAAAAUUCACAAAACUCUAAGUUUGAUACGCUGAAAAAGAUGAGAUAUAGACCCAAAUUACAUCUUGCCCAUAAGAUCUAUUUUUAGACUGGGGUACUCCGGUCAAUCCCCCUAAUUGUACCUUUGGUCAUAAACGGAUGUGAUAUAGUUCCUAUUCAUAUCUUGCACUCUGAAAAUAGAACAAGGGGGCAAUUUUCAGUCGGGAUUCAUAUCCUAUCUUUUGGAGCGUAUCAAACUGCCCCUUAUUGCAAAGUUUCAUGCUAGUAUCACAAUUUGCACAAUUUGACCCAAUAAGUGAUUUAACAGGCCUGACUAAAUGCUUUCACCCCGACUCAUCACUGUGACGUCACAGCGGAAAAUAAAAUUCUGCAAUGCAACUGCAAAAUGUGCAUGCUUUGACACUCAUUAAAAAAAGAACCAUUUAACUUAUCGGAAUUCUGUUUUUUGUAUAAGAACAAGGGCAAAGGAUUCUAUAGAUUUCUUUUAAAAUAUUGGAAUGGUAAAUUUUGCUGCAUAGGCACUUUAAAACAAUUGUAGAGCUUUCUUGCACACCCUAGAUAUUAAUACAAAAUUGGUUUAUUUUCCAACAAGUAUAUAAUGGUCCAAUUCCUACUAAAUAUAAUAAGAGGACUUCAAAGGAAAAACUACAAAGUCUUGAUAGAUUUUUCCUUCAUAUCAAAAUAUAGAAUAAAAGAAGCUAUAUAUUAACAGAGUGAUGUAACAUGAAUUCUAAACAUGCGUAUUUAUGAAAUCACCUUUGAAUCUAGUCGCAUAACUUGCAUCUAUCAGCUGGUUGAAAAUUCCACUGUACUGUGUAAAAAAUUAUCAUUUUAAUUAAACUUUUGUUUUAAACCAAAUUUUAUAUUUCCAUAAUAAUAGAUUAUCCUUUUCUUGAAGAUUAGGCAGUUGAAAGUUUCCUUAAGGCUUAACUUAGAAGUCGACCCACCUCCCAUGAAUUGUAUGGUGCUAAAAAAUUAGAUGCUGAUGCCUUCUUGUCAACUGUCACCUGCUACCUGUAUCUGUAAACCCAACAAAUUUCAAAACAUAGGCUGCCACUGGCCCCCUGCCCCCUCUGUUUAUCUGCUUGUUUUAAGAACCAAUCCUUUCCUGUUGCUGAAAAUUGCCCCCCUCCCAUUCAGCAUUUCUUCCUUAAUAUUCUUCCAUGAAAAAAAACCAGGUAGCUGCAGGGGUUCCAUCCUGUAAAAAUAGGAAGGGGGGCUGUGCUUUAGGCAAAUUCAAAGGCCACAACCAUGACCACACCGUACCACAUCCAAAGUACUUGCAUUUGUGUUUAAGACUGUUGUGUCUAGAAAUGAUUCAAACUAUUCAAUAACAGAGACAAACUGAAAUUACUCAUUCAUGGAAAAGAAUUUGUCCAACUAAAUAUGGACUAACUUGUCAAUGGGGGGCUGAGCCCCACCCACAAUCUGUUUGAAUUUUAACAAGGUGGGCUGUGCCUUCCUGAGCCCCCUCAAUGGCAUCACUGGGUAGCUGCUUGCAUUACGAAUUAUUGCAUUUAAUGCAUUUAUAGAAACAAAUCAAGAAUUUUACCCGACAGCAUUUGUUGCUUUCUUUACCAGGUAAUACAUUUUGUUUUGCUCAAAGCAAUGAUUGGAAUUAUGUAUUAUUGAUUGAAACAAAUUUGGAAUAAAUUUAUCAGUAGACAAUUAUUUAGAGAGUUAUCACUUACUCUUCUUUAAAAUCAUUUAAGAAAUUAUAUCAAUAAA
This is a messenger RNA of Rhopilema esculentum, 9022 nucleotides long. RefSeq names its product melanocortin receptor 5. Gene Ontology annotation, biological process: G protein-coupled receptor signaling pathway. Gene Ontology annotation, molecular function: G protein-coupled receptor activity. Gene Ontology annotation, cellular component: membrane. The record is from RefSeq and is a predicted model, not a curated record. NCBI's taxonomy places the organism in Eukaryota, Metazoa, Cnidaria, Scyphozoa, Rhizostomeae, Rhizostomatidae.